GUCGUUUACUUCACUGCCACCUUCCCAUAUGUGAUGCUUAUCAUCCUGCUGAUACGAGGAGUCAUGCUGCCGGGUGCUACUGAGGGGAUCAUCUUCUACCUGAAGCCGGACAUUUCCAGGCUGGCAGACCCUCAGGUCUGGAUGGAUGCAGGCACUCAGAUCCUCUUCUCUUAUGCCAUUUGCCAGGGGUGCCUGACAGCUCUGGGCAGCUACAACAAAUACACCAACAACUGUUACAGGGACUGCAUCAUGCUCUGCUUCCUGAACAGUGCCACCAGCUUCGUUGCUGGCUUUGCCAUUUUCUCUGUGCUGGGCUUCAUGGCUCGAGAGCAGGGUGUACCCAUUGCAGAAGUGGCUGAAUCAGGUCCUGGCCUGGCUUUCAUAGCAUAUCCAACGGCAGUAACGAUGAUGCCUGUGUCUCAGCUCUGGUCCUGCCUUUUCUUCCUCAUGCUGGUGUUCUUGGGACUCGACAGCCAGUUUGUCUGUGUGGAAAGUAUGGUGACAGCUAUUAUUGACAUGUUCCCGAGAGUGUUUCGGAAGAAGGGGCGUCGGGAGCUGCUGAUCCUGGCCAUUGCAGUCAAAUGCUACCUGCUGGGCUUAUUGCUGGUCACUGAGGGUGGGAUGUACAUCUUCCAGCUCUUUGACUACUAUGCUGCCAGUGGCACGUGCCUGCUCUUCCUGUCCAUUUUUGAAGUGAUAAGUGUAGGAUGGGUGUAUGGUGCCAACCGCUUCUAUGACAACAUUGAGGACAUGAUUGGUUUCCGGCCGUGGCCCUUGAUCAAGAUAUGCUGGCUGGCGUUCACCCCGGGUCUGUGCUUGGCCGUCUUCCUGUUUUCCCUGAUCAAGUACACCCCCUUGAAAUACAACAAUUCCUAUGUGUACCCGCCCUGGGGCUACAUGGUGGGCUGGAUGAUGGCACUCUCCUCCAUGCUCUGUGUUCCUCUCCACGCAAUCUUCAUGCUCCUGAAAACCAAAGGACCCCUGAAGCAGCGGCUGACGCAGCUGAUUUCCCCAGCAGAGGAUCUGCCGCAGCCGAAGAAGCACGUGGCGAGUCUAUCCAAACAGGGAUGGUCCCCUCCGGUCCAGGUGCUCAGCAUCACAGAGAGAGAAACUCACUUCUGA
Molecule: messenger RNA, 1122 nt
Organism: Pterocles gutturalis (yellow-throated sandgrouse)
Lineage: Eukaryota; Metazoa; Chordata; Aves; Pterocliformes; Pteroclidae
Product: sodium- and chloride-dependent betaine transporter-like
Exons: 9
Biological process (GO): sodium ion transmembrane transport
Cellular component (GO): membrane
Source: RefSeq, a predicted model, not a curated record